This is a messenger RNA of Paramecium octaurelia, 692 nucleotides long. NCBI's taxonomy places the organism in Eukaryota, Ciliophora, Oligohymenophorea, Peniculida, Parameciidae. The record is from the annotation of a GenBank genome assembly.
AUGAAUCAAGAUUAUGGUGCUGCAAUCAUAUAUCAAAAUUCAGAUGAUUAAAAAGACGGAAAUUAGAAUGCUUAGAUAAAACUGAUAAAGCAGAUAGUUUAUAGUGUAUCUAAUGUAUAAGUAGUGAAAUUGAUAUUUCUGAGACUUAGUAUUUUUAUGUCGGUAAUUUUAAAUAAUUUUAAGUUGCUUUAUAAAUAUAGUGAAGCAGUCAUUUUGGUAGAUUAAGCAUUGUAACAAGGUCCAAAUUAUAGUAAUUCUUAACAUUGUAAAGGUAUGAUUAUAAAUAAUAUUAUAGUCGAGAGUUUAAGAAUGCAUGGUUAUUAUGAUAACGCAAUCAACUAGGAUGAUAAUGCAUUUUAAGUAGUUCCAAAUAAUUAUUACCCAUUAUAUAGGAAAGGCAAGAUUUAAUUGAUGUGUUUGCGAUGAGUUUAAUUUAUAUGAAAGAAAAUGUUAUUAUGAUGCUACUUAAUUAAAUUGACUAAGCCAUCAUUUAGACUGAUAAGGCAUUGCAAAUAAUAUCAAUCAUCUUAAUUCAUUACAUUGCAAAGGUAGGAUUAGUAUUUAAAUAAUAGCGCAGUGUUUAAGAAUGCUUGAGUAAUUUAAUGAAGCAAUCUUUUGGACAGGUAAAACUUUGCAAAUAAAUCCAAAACAUUGUGAUUCAUUAUGUUAGUCGACGGUUUAAUGUUACUUGA